Molecule: messenger RNA, 2659 nt
Organism: Mangifera indica (mango)
Lineage: Eukaryota; Viridiplantae; Streptophyta; Magnoliopsida; Sapindales; Anacardiaceae
Product: putative disease resistance protein RGA1
Exons: 2
Coding region: 1-2616 (871 amino acids)
Biological process (GO): defense response to other organism
Molecular function (GO): ADP binding
Source: RefSeq, a predicted model, not a curated record
AUGGCUGAAGCAAUUGUUUCUUUUGCCUUAAAGCAACUGGGUUCAAUUCUUUCUGAGCAGGCGUCUGGCUACAUCAGAAAACAAGUGAGCCUCGUUGGGGAUGUUGACGAAGAAGUAGACAAGCUUACCAACAACCUUCGAGCCAUUCAAGCUGUGCUAUUUGAUGCAGAGCAAAAACAAAUGAAGGAAGAAGCUGUGAGAGUAUGGUUACAUCGGCUGAAAGACGUAUGCUAUGAGGUGGAAGAUGUGUUGGAUGAGUGGAAUACUGCAAUCCUGAAAUUGCAAAUUGAGAGAGGUCAAGAUCAUAAUGCUCUUGGUCCGAAGAAGAAGGUGAGUUGCUUCUUUCCAUCUCCUUGUUUUGGUUUCAAAGAAGUUGUUUUACGUCGCGACAUUGCAGUUAAGAUAACUGAUAUAAAUAAAAAGCUAGAUGUUAUAGCCAAAGAGAAAAGUGAUUAUAAUCUUAAUGUGAUUAUGGCUAUUGAGAGACCAGAUAAUCAACAAAUGCAAACAACUUCUUUUAUUGAUGUGCCUGAUAUAAUUGGCAGAGAUAAUUUGAAGAAGGAUUUAGUAAGUAAGUUAUUGUGUGAGGGCAGUGAACAAAACCUCCAUAUCAUCUCACUUGUAGGGAUGGGAGGAAUUGGAAAAACAACUCUUGCCCAAUUUGCCUACCUUAACAAUGAGGUGGAGAACAAUUUUGAUAAAAGAAUAUGGGUGUGUGUAUCAAAACCUUUUGAUGAGAUUAGGAUUGCCAAAGCGAUCUAUCAGUCUCUCAAAAAUCAGACACCUAAUGCGACAGAAUUAGAAUAUCUUCUUCAAUGUAUUCAUGACUCUGUUAAGAGUAAAAAAAUUUUGCUUAUUUUAGAUGAUGUAUGGACUGAUAUUGACAAGAAAUGGGAACCGUUCUAUAAUUGUUUAAAGAAUGGUCAUUGCGGAAGUAAAAUUUUAAUUACCACACGUAAUAAAUUGGUUGCACGUAUGAUAAAUUCAAUUGAUAUUGUGAAUGUUGGUGAAUUACCUUACGAGGAGAAUUGGUCAUUGUUUGAAAAGCUAGCAUUUUUUCAAAGACCUCCUAAUGAUUAUGAAAAUUUAGAAGAAAUUGGUAGGGAAAUAGUUAGGAAGUGCAAGGGGUUACCUCUUGCUACAAUAACUAUUGGGAGUCUCCUGCGGUUUAAAGAAUCUAAAGAGCAAUGGCAACAUGUUUUAGAUAGUGAACUGUGGAAGUUGGAGAAUGUUGAAAAAGAUCUUUUAACCCCUUUGAUGUUGAGUUAUAAUGAUUUACCUCCGAUGGUUAAACAAUGUUUUAUAUAUUGCUCCAUAUUUCCAAAAGAUUAUGAGUAUAUGUAUAAAGAUCGAUUGAUUGAUUUUUGGAUGGCUCAAGGUUAUCUUGGGUUAGAAAAAAAUGGUGAGAAUGAGGAGAUAAUUGGUAAAGAGUAUUGUGACUAUUUACUGACAAGAUCUCUCUUACAAGAGAAUGAAUCUUGGUCUUAUAAGAUGCAUGAUAUAGUGCACGAUUUUGCACAAUUUUUGGGUAACAAUGAAUGCUUAUCUGUAGAAGUCCAUGGUGUUGAAGAUCUAAUUACAAACUCUUCUCAUGACAAAGUUCGUCAUCUAAAGUUAACUCUUGAUGGAGUCGGGGCUUCAUUUCUUGAAUCUACUUUUAGAUUAAAAUGGCUGCAUAGGAAUUGUUUGAUCGAAACAUUGCCUCAAGGGAUUGAAAAAUUGGUAAAUUUGAGGCGUCUGCAAUUUGAAACUUUUGAUCAUGCACUACUUUACAUGCCAAAAGGGGUUGAGAAAUUAACAGGUCUUCGAAGAUUAAGUGAAUUCGUCAUAUCAGGUGGUGGUGAUCAUGAUAACAAAGCUUGUAGUUUUGAAGGACUGAAAAAUUUGAAUCGUCUCGAAGGGAGCCUUACAGUAAGAGGGUUGGGAAAUUUAACAGAUGUGAGCGAUGGUAAACUGACAAACGUAUUUAAGAGCAAGGAAAAACUCCACCAGUUGAAAUUAGAAUUUUGCAAGAGGGAAGAACAGGCGAGAUUAGGUGAGGAUGAUGAACUAAUACUCAAUACCUUACAACUGCCGCCAAAUUUAGAGAAUUUAUCAAUAUACCGCUACAGAGGCAACACAGUACCCUCCACUAAUUGGAUGACAUUAACCAAACUGAAGGAGUUAACACUUGAGCGUUGCUCCAACUGUAAGCAUUUGCAUCAUUUGGGAAAUUUGCCAUUCCUUAAAAUGCUAUGGUUAAUAGAGAUGUCCAACGUGAAAAAAGUGGACAAUGAUUUUUGGGGAAUCGAAAGUGAGACCUCAUCAUCAUCUUCAUUGUGCGUUCACUUUCCUAAGUUGACAGAAUUCAGCUUUUGGGACACGAGAGAAUGGGAAGAAUGGGAUUGCAAGGUAGAGGAAUUCAUGCCAUGUCUUGCUAGCUUGACUAUUGUACGCUGCCCCAAGUUAAAGGCACUGCCAGACCGCCUUCUGCAGAGGACAACACUCAAGCAAUUGCAUUUUAGUGAAAGUCCUAUUCUAACUGAACGAUACAACAAGGAAACAGGAGAGGACUGGCCCAAGAUCUCUCACAUCCCUUAUAUCGAGAUCGAUUGUAAGCCUGUGCAACAUGAGUAAUAACCAUCACUUGAGGAGCCACAGAUAAUAAGUAAUUAGGCUC